AUGAUCAUAGCACGGUUUGCCGUGGUUUGGAUUUGUCUUGUGACCAUUACAUGCUGUCGUCCUGCUUCUCUAGUAAGGAUCGUUGGUACACGGAAAGGACUGCAUCGCUCGGAAUCGGUUAAGAUAAAAAGACAAACAGACGAGCUUAAUCGAAGGUUAAUGGGAAUCGAACCGUCUCAUUAUGGCGAUCAAUUUUCCCGCGAAGAGCACAGCAAUGAAUCGAUGAUUCAUUUGCGCCAAAAAGCCUCAAUCGCCGAAGUUUUCCGUCACAGACUGAUGGCCUGCGGAUUGAUAACAACUAAAUCUCCCGAACGGUGGCGGGAUCGUUUGAUUGCUGAGCUGGAUGAAAUAAUUACGGAGAUUGAGCAUCGGUGUGCAGUGUGUAAAACUUUAUACGAUGAACCCUGCCGGUAUGAAGUGCUCCGGAGCCUGAUUGAUCCUUGUCCGGCUUGCUGUAGGCGGAAGAGUACGAAGAAACGACUAUUGCUUACUCUUCAAAAGGUGUUGGAAAAGUCGUUAAACGAUGAGCACGUGCAAAGUGAUAGUAGUUCUGUAGGUGAGGAAGAGAAUCACGGCCAUGAUUCAAACAUUUGGCCUGUUACGGAAAAGCCAAUGAGUAGAAAAACGAGAAGCACAACGGAGGUUCCUAUGCAACUAACAACACGCUUCGGUGGAAACCCUCAAAAUAAUCAUGCGUUGCGCGUUACUUCGCCCGAUCAUAAGUUUAAAGUUCCAUGGCGAGUAUCGCAGCAGUACACAACCGAACCCACCAAAACACUUAGCGAACACGGGAGUACUUCGAAUGUUAAUAAAACAAACGUUCAGGAGAACAACUAUGACAGAGAGCCUUCCACAGUGCCCGUCAUCAAUGGACAGCCCGUGGAUAAUGUGCACGAUUUCUUGCAACAGUACAUGAACCUCGUGUACGGUGGACAGCCGGGCAACGAGCAACGGAAGCAGUUUUUUCUUGACCAAUUAUGUCGAAAUGCAACCAAUGGAAGGAUCGUGCUACAGUGCAAAGAUAUCGCCGGACAGCGUAAAACGCGAUCCUCAGAAAACGGCCCAGCGGAAAAAGUAUCGACUUGGAUUGCUGGUGAAGGUUCCAACGCCUCAGGUGACGUUCAAAAGUCGCUACUUUUUACUACCCCAUCCAUAAGUGAUUUAAGAGCUAAAUCAGUUGGCUGCAAGUCGUGUUGGACUUUGGGCAGAAAAAGGGCUCAUUGGGAAGGAUUCAAUUAG
This is a messenger RNA of Anopheles maculipalpis, 1239 nucleotides long. RefSeq lists its product as uncharacterized. NCBI's taxonomy places the organism in Eukaryota, Metazoa, Arthropoda, Insecta, Diptera, Culicidae. The coding region runs from base 1 to 1239 and encodes 412 amino acids. The record is from RefSeq and is a predicted model, not a curated record. The transcript has 3 exons.